AUGAAUUUGGAACUGGACUCGGUGGAUGACCAAUACACCCAGUGCAGAGAAGAGAUGUUAAAGAGGGUGACAGAGCCUGGUGGACUGCUGGACCAAGAGCUACGAAGCGACAACGAAUACUAUGAAGCCUGGAAAAACGCCAAAACUUGCAGGACACUUAUUCCAGGCGUACCCGAGAAUUACAGCGUUGCCCUGGCAGUCUUUACAAGUGACUUCAAUUUCUAUGACAGAUUCAACAAAGCUGUUCGGAUGCAAGGUGCUUCUGUGGACAUAUACAAAAGUAAAUUCCCCUUCAAGUCACUGCACUUUCUGCUCACUGACGUAUUACGAAUGCUCAACACAACAGAUGAAUGCGCCGAUAGCAUAAGUGGAUCUUACACCAAUUUCGGUGCGACCAAGGUCGGAACACAGGUGCGUUUGGAACACUUUCACUGGGUCAGCCCGUUCAUGAACAAAUUUUGUUACACUAUAUACAAAGUCCAAACUUGCCGUGCAUACGAUGUUAGUCAGUACUCUUGCUUCCGGGACAUCGAAGCUAUCAUUUCUCCAUCCGAGCUUUUUGAGGUCACGGCAGUGGACACAGUAAACAAUGAAUCUCAGGUUUUGGUUUCUUUGGUGUCCAAGGGAAUUUACCGGAAACAUCACUGCUCCUUCCUCGCAAGCUUAUUAAGCUGUAAACAAGGAGCUGAGGGCUCCCAGGAGCUGAGUGAAACGUUGAAUUUGUAUUUCACAGAAACACAUGGUGUUCCGGACCCGGAGCCUGAGGCAAAGCCAGAGUUCCAGUUUAGCGUGGGAAGAGGUCCAGUGACGGAGUCAAUCAGUUCCAUGUCUAAAAUCUGCUGGACGUCCUGCUGGCAGGGGCUGGCCAGGUUACUCAGCAAGCGCAGCAGUAGCUUGUACCUCUACAGUGUCAGAGGUAAGGAUCACCUCCGCCUCGGGGCAGACGCGGUGCGGUGCUAA
Chanos chanos (milkfish) is the source of this 960-nucleotide messenger RNA. Its product is annotated as ecto-ADP-ribosyltransferase 5-like. NCBI's taxonomy places the organism in Eukaryota, Metazoa, Chordata, Actinopteri, Gonorynchiformes, Chanidae. The record is from RefSeq and is a predicted model, not a curated record. The coding region runs from base 1 to 960 and encodes 319 amino acids. The transcript has 3 exons. Gene Ontology annotation, molecular function: NAD+-protein-arginine ADP-ribosyltransferase activity; NAD+ poly-ADP-ribosyltransferase activity.